Molecule: messenger RNA, 1461 nt
Organism: Cladophialophora immunda
Lineage: Eukaryota; Fungi; Ascomycota; Eurotiomycetes; Chaetothyriales; Herpotrichiellaceae
Exons: 4
Coding region: 1-1461 (486 amino acids)
Source: RefSeq, a predicted model, not a curated record
AUGACAGUGACAAACAAGAUCUUCGUAAUUGUUGGAGCGACCGGGACGCAGGGGGGCUCGAUUGUGGACACAUUUCUUGGUCAGCCAGGUUGGAGAAUACGAGGAAUAACAAGGUCUUUGGGAUCACCAUCUUCGAAGAGACUUUCUGCUUGUGGCGUUGAGAUGGUGGAAGCGGACCUUAACGAUUUGGAGUCGUUGUCCCGUGCUUUCCAAGGAGCUCAUGUCAUUUUCGGAGUCACCGACUUUUGGAAACCAUUGAGCGACCCAAAUCUGACCAGAACACGGAAAACGGGUCAGAAACUCAGUCAAUGGGCUUACGAGUACGAGCUUCAGCAGGGCAAGAACAUAUUCGAUGCAGCAGCUACUGUCCCGGUCCUAGAGCGGCUGGUCUUUUCCACCAUUGCAGAUGUGGCCGAACACAGUGAAGGGAAAUACACAGGUGCCUACCACGCGGAUACAAAGGCGCAUGCAGAGAAGUACGGGAAAGAAAGACAUCCUGAGCUCUGGAAGAAGACGAGUACAAUUCAAGUCGGCGUUUACCUGUCAAAUUUUGCUCAACUGGCGACAGAAAUGCCUAAGAAGGAAGCAGACGGGUCUUUCACCUUUGUCAAUCAGUUCACUGCCGAUACCCCACUUCCUUUGAUCGCCGCCGAGGAAGAUACUGGCCCGCUUGUUCAGGCAUUGCUCCAAGAGCCCCCGGGGAUAAAGCUCAUGGGCUAUCGAGCAUGGAUGAAAUUUGGUGACUUCGUUGAAGCGUGGAGUAAGACCCUCAACGUCAAGGCCAGAAUCACCACGCUCCCAAUCCACGUUAUCAUAGACGGUAUGCCCGGUGAUUUGGAGCCCGACGUGAGAGAAAUGCUGGCAGAGGGCAUGGCAAAUAUGACCGAGUUUGGAUUCAAGCUGCGGGAAGAUCCCGCCUUAACUCAACCUCACGCGUCAAACCUGACCACCAUCAAAGCGGUACAAGAGAAGCUUGGAAUGCCACCCAGCAAGUAUCACCGUCCUGAACUGGCAAACGAAGAACAAGAAAUAUUGGAGCACUACAGAGAAUGGAUCCAUUUCAACCACACCGACUUUGGGAAUAAGGAAAGGGCAAAAUCAUUCUACGACCUCCCUGAGACCAUGUACUUUGAUCUCAUGAAAGUGAUUCCUCGUGGAGGUUUCGCUCAGCACUACGACAGCAUUGACGUGUACUACGACGACUCGCACCUCGCGUGCAAAGAUUUGGAAAUUGUGGCGACCUCCAAGGACUCGGGCUACGGCACCAUGAUUCAGAGAUAUUGGGGUACAGGGACAGAUGGAAAACAGUUCUCCUUCACCUUUCGAAUGACUAGUCUGUUAAGGAAGAUCGACGGGAAAUGGAAAUGGAUCCACGAGCACGUUUCUUUCCCAGUUGAUCUCGUCACUGGUCAGGGUGAUUUGACUUGUGGUACUGGCACUUCUGGUAAGCCAGAAAACUAA